UGGGAUUCAGCCCACAGGAAGGGCGGUCUGGUCUCCUCCUUCCUCCCGUCGUCGCCCCCGGUUUUGGCUUCGUCCCUCGCCCGCUUCCCCGCACCGCGGUUUGGCUGCCUUUGCCUCCCUCCCUCUACUUCUACUGCAGACCCCCGCCCCCCAUGGAUCGAAAUAUCAGCAAUCCACUCCCUCCUCCCGAUUUAGGAUAUAUAUACCCACCCCCGUCGAUCCCUUCGCCCAGUUCGCCACCGCGCCGCCGGACCCUGUCUCGCCUGUUCCGGCCCGUCCUGCCGCCGCGCCUUGAGGCAAGAUCCCGCUGCGGCGUCGCCAGGGGCUCCUGACCGCGCGGUCUCGCCCUGCCAUGCCGGUUCAGGUCGGAGGGAGCAAGGUGGCGGAGCCCAGGGCCAGGGUGGAGCUCUCGCCCACCGCCGUCGCCGACAAGGGCCGCGCCUCGUCCAAGAAGUUCCGCCGCCGCCAGAAGAAGGCCACGUCUUCCCUGUCGCCGAUGCAGAGGCUGUUCGACACCAGCAAGGAGGUCUUCGCGGGCUCCUCGCCGGGUUUUGUGCCGCCGCCGGACGCCGUGGCGCGCCUCUCGGGCCUCCUCAAUGAUUUAAAACCACAGGAUGUUGGGGUAGACUCUAACAUGACGUACUUCAAGCAUGCUGAUUCUAGAGGCCCCCCUCGAGUUAGUUAUCUGCAUUUCUAUGAUUGCCCCAAGUUUUCGUUUGGUAUCUUCUGCUUACCGAAAUCAGCAGUUAUUCCCCUUCACAACCAUCCUGGGAUGACAGUAUUUAGCAAGAUACUAUUUGGUUCCAUGCACCUGAAGUCAUAUGACUGGGCUAAAAGUUCGCCAGAUAGCAAUGAUAAUGCACUUGAGAACUCAGAUGGAGCUCGUUUGGCCAAGGUAAAUACUGAUGCUGUUUUCGACGCUUCAGCUGAGACCGUAGUUCUGUACCCUGAGAAUGGAGGGAAUUUGCACUGUUUUACUGCGUUGACCCCUUGUGCCGUGCUGGAUGUGCUGGGCCCCCCUUAUGACCGUGAUGAUGGAAGGGAUUGCUCAUACUAUGAUGAAUCACCGUUCUUGAGUUCAUGUGGUGGAGAUGAACAGUAUUCUUGGCUUAAAGAGGUUCCUACCAAUUUCGAGAUGAAAGGUACACAGAUGCCGCGGAAGUUUAGCAUCUAGGCAUUACUGGCAUGGCAUUGUGGCGACACUGGAAGAGGAUGAAGCAAAUACCGCUAGCUUGGUGUAGAUAUCUGUAGCCGUGAAGACAAACAACAGUGGGUACUGGAAAGACUGGGCCGGGCCGGUUGCGCAGGCUAGGAAACUUGACAUUUAUUUGACUUUAUUUCGUCUGGGUUGAAACAAAACAAUCUCUUGUGGGUUGGGAUGACUCUGCUUCUCUUAUGCUACCAGAGUGGUCUAAUAGCGCAAUUCGAAUUUGGGGUUUUUGGGCCAUGAUCAUUUUUUUGUUUCCCUGUAGGCAGAAAUGUACGCAGGUGUUCCUUUUUGAAAUGAUCAUGGACCGAAUUAGUGGGUCGUUUGCUUGGUUUGUUGAGCAGGGGAGGGUAGCUUCACCUGCUUUUCAUGUUUCAGGGGCGCAUCUUCUGUUUCCUUGUUGAACAAAGAAAAUGUCUCAUGUUAUAUCCUUGCA
Messenger RNA from Setaria italica (foxtail millet), 1643 nucleotides. RefSeq names its product plant cysteine oxidase 2. The record is from RefSeq and is a predicted model, not a curated record. The coding region runs from base 353 to 1174 and encodes 273 amino acids. Lineage: Eukaryota; Viridiplantae; Streptophyta; Magnoliopsida; Poales; Poaceae. The transcript has 5 exons. Gene Ontology annotation, molecular function: oxidoreductase activity, acting on single donors with incorporation of molecular oxygen, incorporation of two atoms of oxygen.